AUGAAAGAUACUAUGCAAUGGCUGUUAAAUUAAGAUUAUCUUGAAGUUCUGUAAGUAACCAAAAUAUUGUGGAAAAAUUAGAAAAAAUAUAAAUUGAUCAAAAAGUUUUUAGUGUCAAUGAUUUAUUGGAUAUCGUUUCUAAUGGUGGUUCACCUACCUAAAUUAACAGAUUUAUGUCAAAGAUAUCUACGCUAUUGUUAAGUUAGAAUUAUAAAAAAAAUCUAAUGA
Molecule: messenger RNA, 228 nt
Organism: Paramecium octaurelia
Lineage: Eukaryota; Ciliophora; Oligohymenophorea; Peniculida; Parameciidae
Source: the annotation of a GenBank genome assembly